Staurois parvus is the source of this 299-nucleotide messenger RNA. The record is from the annotation of a GenBank genome assembly. NCBI's taxonomy places the organism in Eukaryota, Metazoa, Chordata, Amphibia, Anura, Ranidae.
UCAGGAGCUGUCACGCUGACAUCUCAGGGGACAUGUACACUGAUCAUCAGGGCACUGAUGAUCAGUGUGCCCUGAUGAUCAGUGUAGCCCCAUCAGUGCAACCUGUCAGUGUCCAUCAAUGCCAGCUGUCAGUGCUCAUCCAUGCCACCUGCCAGUGCCCAUCAGUGCCACAUCAAUGCCACAUAUCAGAGCCUCCCAGUGCACAUCAAUGCCGCAUAUCAGUGCCCAUCUGAGCUGCCUUUCAGUGCCACCUAUCAGUGCUGCCAAUCAGUGCCACCUAUCAGUGCUGCCAAUCAGUG